Molecule: messenger RNA, 1508 nt
Organism: Hibiscus syriacus
Lineage: Eukaryota; Viridiplantae; Streptophyta; Magnoliopsida; Malvales; Malvaceae
Exons: 9
Coding region: 151-1233 (360 amino acids)
Source: RefSeq, a predicted model, not a curated record
CUGUAUUUCUUAAAUUUAUGAUUGGAUCUCUGGGAUUGUUGAAAUAAAAACAUCGGUUCUCAAGAGUCUGUAACUUUGUUUUUAAGGGAGGAUAUGAUUCAUUCAGAUGCCAGCAUUUGAUGUUCGUGAAUUAAGUGGCUUUUUGUUGGAAUGAAGAAUUUAAAGACCACACAAGAUAAAAAACCGUCAAGUCGAGCUUCACAUGAACCAAAAACGGAACAGAGCAGUCAAACAGCAGAGGGCUCAGGCUCUUCAAGCCAUGAUGGUCGAAAAGUUUCACGCCAAGAUAUAGAACUUGUCCAGAAUUUAAUUGAACGAUGUUUACAACUGUACAUGAAUAGAGACGAGGUUGUCAAAACCCUAUUGAAUCGAGCGAGGAUAGACCCUGGAUUCACAACUUUAGUAUGGCGCAAGCUGGAAGAGGAAAAUGCUGAUUUUUUCAGGGCCUAUUAUAUAAGGCUAAAGUUAAAGAAGCAAAUCCUUUUAUUUAACCAUUUUCUUGAGCAUCAAUAUUAUAUGAUGAAAUAUCCCCUGCCUCCAAAGGUCCCUCUGGCCUCAAUACAAAAUGGAAUUCAUCCCAUGCCAGUUAACAACUUACCAAUGGGAUACCCUGUGCUUCAACAACCUCCAAUUCCAGCUACAGGGCAACCUCAUAUUGACUCCAUGGGUAUAUCUAGCUGUCAUGUGGUCAACGGAGUCCCUGCACCCAGCAAUUUUCAACCUAUGCAGAUGAGUACCGGGAAUGACAUGGUGAUGGACAACACUGCCCGUGAUGCAACACCUGCAAUUCCUCCAACCACUGCCAUGUCAUCUAUGUCAGAGAUGUCUGUGAGCUGUACAUCAGUGGCUUCCAGUGGGAGUUUUCCCUUCACUGCUUUAGACAUGUCAGGGAUGGGAGUAGAUACAUCAGCACUUGAUUCAGCCUUCACAACGGACGUGGCAAGUUCAGUAGGAUUGCAGCUUGGACAUGAUAAUGGAGCUGGGAAUUCUAGAGAUUCCUUUAGAUCACUUGAUCAGAUUCAGUGGAAUUUCAGUCUCACUGAUCUCACUGCAGACUUGUCAAACUUAGGAGAUCUAGGUGCUCUCGGGAACUACCCUGGUUCUUCUUUUCUUCAUUCUGAUUCAGAAAUUUUGCCCGAUUCUUCAGAGCAAGAUAAUAUAGUGGAGGAAUAUUUUGUUGAUUCUGUCCCUGAACAGCCGUGCUCUCCGUCCGAUGAAGAUAAAAAAUCCUAGCUCAAGGUCAGUCUUGUAAGCCCUUAUCUUGUUAAAAUUGAUAGCAAUUAGCAACAAGAACAAGGCUCGACAUCUAUUCGGUAGGCAUUUUGAAAUUGAAUUGUUAGCAAAUUUGAACAUCUAAGCAGUGUAACUUUAGCUUGUGAUCAAAUCAAUAGCAGUCAACAAACAUGAAAGUAGCCAAGUUACUCUUAGUGGUAAAUUUUCAGAUUAUGGAUAUCAGACCCUCAAUUUUAUUUGGGGAAUCUGAGGAUCAUUUAUUCGUAAUCUUGUGU